This is a messenger RNA of Trichosurus vulpecula (common brushtail), 2825 nucleotides long. It is a transcript of the gene TMEM145, whose product is annotated as transmembrane protein 145. Bases 27 to 1928 code for a protein of 633 amino acids. Gene Ontology annotation, biological process: response to pheromone; G protein-coupled receptor signaling pathway. NCBI's taxonomy places the organism in Eukaryota, Metazoa, Chordata, Mammalia, Diprotodontia, Phalangeridae. The record is from RefSeq and is a predicted model, not a curated record. The transcript has 14 exons.
GCCGGAGUCUCCGGAGCGGGAGCAGAAUGGAGCCCCCGCGCGCGCCCGCGCUGCUGAUGGUGCUGCUGCCGCUGCUGCUGCUGCUGCCCCCCUGUGCCUGGGGCAAGUACGUGCGGGGCAACCUCAGCUCCAAAGAGGACUGGGUAUUCCUGACAAGAUUCUGCUUUCUUUCCGAUUAUGGCCGGCUGGACUUCAGGUUCAGAUAUCCUGAGGCCAAGUGCUGUGAGAACAUCCUCCUCUACUUUGAUGACCCUUCCCAGUGGCCCGCAGUGUACAAGGCCCAAGACAAGGAUUGCCUGGCCAAAGAGGCGGUCAUUAGGCCUGAGAACAACCAGGUGAUCAACCUUACCACCCAGUACCCCUGGUCGGGCUGUCAGGUGGUAUCUGAGGGGGGUGUCCGCUACCUCAGCUGCUCCAGCGGCCGGAGCUUCCGCUCAGUGCGAGAGAGAUGGUGGUACAUCGCCCUCAGCAAGUGCGGGGGGGAUGGGCUGCAGCUGGAGUAUGAGAUGGUGCUGACCAAUGGCAAGUCUUUCUGGACCCAACACUUCUCAGCUGAUGAAUUUGGGAUCCUAGAGACGGAUGUGACCUUCCUCCUCAUCUUCACCCUCAUCUUCCUCCUCUCCUGCUACUUUGGUUACUUGCUGAAAGGCCGACAGCUGCUUCACACAACCUAUAAGAUGUUCAUGGCAGCAGCAGGAGUAGAAGUCCUCAGCCUCCUGUUUUUCUGCAUAUACUGGGGUCAAUAUGCCAGCAAUGGCAUUGGCAACGAGAGCCUGAAGAUCGUGGCCAAACUACUGUUUUCUGUCAGCUUCCUCAUCUUCUUACUGAUGCUGAUCCUGUUGGGAAAAGGCUUCACCGUGACACGGGGCCGGAUCAGCCAUUCAGGCUCUGUGAAGCUCUCCGUCUACAUGACACUGUACACACUCACACACGUGGUUCUCCUCAUCUAUGAGGCCGAGUUCUUUGACCCUGGGCAGGUGCUGUACACCUAUGAGUCUCCGGCUGGUUAUGGGCUCAUCGGCCUCCAGGUGGCCGCCUAUGUGUGGUUCUGUUACGCUGUGCUGGUGUCCCUGAGACACUUCCCUGAGAAACAACCGUUCUAUGGGCCGUUCUUUGCAGCCUACACGCUCUGGUUCUUUGCUGUCCCUGUCAUGGCCCUCAUUGCUAACUUUGGCAUCCCCAAGUGGGCCCGAGAAAAGAUCGUCAAUGGCAUACAGCUGGGCAUUCACCUCUAUGCACAUGGGGUAUUCCUGAUCAUGACCAGGCCCUCAGCUGCCAACAAGAAUUUCCCCUACCAUGUGCGAACCUCCCAGAUUGCUUCAGCUGGGGGCCCCGGGCCAGAAGGGGCCCCAUCAGACAAGUCCUUCCCUCAGCAUGUCUACGGAAACGUGACUUUCAUCAGCGACUCAGUCCCCAACUUCACGGAGCUCUUCUCCAUCCCUUCAGCAUCAGGGGCCAGCGUAAGCUCUGCCAUCCGGGUCCCAGCUACUCCCCCUGGGAGCUGGCUCCGCCCCCUGAGGACCUGGCUGCUCACUCAGGCUCCCCUCCCAGGCCCUGAGGAUGCCCCUCUCCCCUCCCAGCUCCUGGCCCCACCCCUAGAGUACCUCACUCCUGUCCCUGCCCCACCCCCACAGACCUCUGACCGCCUCACACCCAGGACCCCGAUGACCCCACCCCUAGGCUUCAGGAGCCCACCCCCACCCCUCCCAUCCUGGGUCCUGGCCUUGCUUCGGACCCCACCCCCGGCCCCACGAGUCCCCCCUCCCCCAGCCUUCCAGGUCCCCCCUCCCCCUCCCCGUUCCCCAGUCCUGGCCACUCGGCCCCUGACCCCACCCCCAGAAUUCAUCACACAUGACUUAACUAUGCCCUUAGAGUAUCUGGCCCCCCUCCCCACUCGCCAGGGGCGCUUCCUCACUCUCCCGGAUUGAGUCACCAGGGGUGGGGGGGGAGGGAUCUUUCCUAGGGAGGGGGGAGAGGAGACUUUGGGGACCAUAUACUCCCCUCCUCCUGUGAAUUCCCACCAGCAACUGAUCAUCCCCUCCCCUCCCUGAACCCUCCCCCUCCCCCCAGGCUGGGAAGCAGGUGGAGGAGACAGCGGCAGCAGAACCUCCAAGGGGCCGGGUGGUGACCAUGGCCAAGCAGGCCUCUCCACCCCCGGCCCCCGCUGGGGAGGGCCUGCCGCCCCCUUACCAGCUCCAUGCCCCCCAGAUCCACAGGCCUCACCCUGGCUUUCCUGAGUACUUCAGCGUCCAUACCAAUGCGGGGGCUGUGCCCCCCAUCUGAGGGCUGGCACCCCACAUACACACACAGCCCAGAGAGGUUUUAGGGGGGUGGGGGUUGGCCCAGCCUGAGUCCUGGGCCCCAACAGGCCUUGAUGGCCAGCAGCUUCCCUUCCCCACCCCACACCCAAUUCAGUACCCCCAACCCCCUCAUUUUGUGCCAAAUGGCCCCAGUGGGAGCCUCUCUCCCCCCACCCCUCCCUCCCCUCAGCCCCUACCCCGAAGGUCACCGAGGGACCCCAGCCUUCUCCUGCUCCGGGAUCUCAGACCUCCUUCAAGCCUGCAAGGAUACUGAGGUGCUUCCUCAAGAAACCCCAGGAUCCAAGCCCCAGGCUCAUCCUCGGCCCUUCAAGAUGCCAUGACCUCUGGCCUCCUGGCCCUCACAGUCUCCUGCCACAGGCUUUGACCCCUGCCCUCUGACGGAUGUUCAGAUGGAUUCUGACCCGGCAACCCCCCAGGGUGGCACGCAACCAGCAGUUGGCUUUUUUGUGGGGUGCCUAGGGGAGGGGUCCCUUUUCUUGCCAAAAUAAAAAAUGAGAACUCUAA